AUGCAGUCUACUUCUUCACCAGGGCAACCACCACCAGAUGUUCCUGGUUGGUCUCCAGGAGGGUCGCUAUGGGGCGGGCUCGGCCAUCUGCUGCGCCAUUCCUCUCCCUUAUCACAGCAACUCUCGCCAGAGGCGGCAGCAGAUACUGAAAGUUUUUUAAGGACACAGUGCAAACUCCUGAUCAUUGGCGCUGGUGGACUAGGUUGCGAGCUUCUGAAGAACGCCGCCCUCUCCGGUUUUCGCGAUAUUCAUGUCAUUGACCUCGACACAAUUGACCUCACAAACCUCAACCGACAAUUUCUUUUCAGAACAAAAGACGUAGGGGAACCAAAGGCAACUGUGGCUGCCGAUUUCGUAAAUAAUCGCAUCCCAGGUGCCAAUGUGACUCCGUAUCAUGCGAACAUCAUGGAUUUUGACAAGGACUUCUACAGGCAGUUCCACCUUGUCAUUGCAGGACUUGACUCCAUCGACGCCCGACGGUGGCUCAACGCUAUGCUUUAUAGUCUUGUUGAACGCGAUGACGAAGGAAAUCCCGUUCAAGAAACCAUUAUUCCGCUUAUCGAUGGUGGUACAGAAGGCUUUCAGGGACAAGCAAGGAUCAUUAUACCAUCCCUCUCUAGCUGCUUCGAGUGCACUUUAAGUCUCUUUCCCCCUGCUAAAAAUUUUCCGUUGUGUACAAUAGCAAACACACCACGACUACCGGAGCAUUGCAUCGAGUACGCUAAUGCUGUGCUAUGGGACAAGAUGAAGCCAUUUGGCAACAGUAAGCUGGAUACUGACAAACCGGAACAUACGAAUUGGCUUUUUGAGCAGGCCAAGGAACGUGCAGAUCACUUUGGUAUCAAAGGCGUAACAUACCGCCUCACGCAAGGGGUCGCGAAAAACAUCAUUCCAGCAGUUGCAUCUAGCAAUGCUAUUGUCGCUGCGGCCUGUGCAAAUGAGGCUGUGAAGAUGAUCACUAGCAUCGCAAACAACAUGGACAACUACAUGAUGUAUAAUGGCAGGUAUGGUGUUUAUACGUACACAUAUAGGAACGAAAAACGACCUGACUGUCCGGUUUGUGGCGCUCCUGCUCUCGUUAAGGUUACAGCGAAGGGCGAGUCGACUCUAGCAGAGUUCUUGGAGACGAUUGCCGGGCACCCUGAGCUUCGAUCCAGAAAGCCAUUCCUUCGAACGUCCACAGGCAAGACAUUGUACGCAGCUGCACCUGCCCAUCUUCGAAAAGCGACUGAGGGCAACUUGGAUAAGAAGCUGGAAGACCUUAUAAGUUCAAAUAUGGAACUAACACUGUCGGAUAAGGACUUACCUUUCAUCCGCACUGUUUAUGUCAGCUUCAUAUGA
Molecule: messenger RNA, 1341 nt
Organism: Chondrus crispus (carragheen)
Lineage: Eukaryota; Rhodophyta; Florideophyceae; Gigartinales; Gigartinaceae
Product: ubiquitin-activating enzyme E1
Exons: 1
Coding region: 1-1341 (446 amino acids)
Biological process (GO): protein neddylation
Cellular component (GO): cytoplasm; nucleus
Molecular function (GO): NEDD8 activating enzyme activity
Source: RefSeq, a predicted model, not a curated record